Molecule: messenger RNA, 9711 nt
Organism: Pangasianodon hypophthalmus (striped catfish)
Lineage: Eukaryota; Metazoa; Chordata; Actinopteri; Siluriformes; Pangasiidae
Product: cilia- and flagella-associated protein 46
Exons: 53
Coding region: 2003-9007 (2334 amino acids)
Biological process (GO): cilium movement involved in cell motility; axoneme assembly
Molecular function (GO): protein binding
Source: RefSeq, a predicted model, not a curated record
CAUUCCUUGAAUUUUUCCCCUUUUUUCUAACUGAUAUGAACACAAAUAUUGUGUAUUAUGUGCCUGGGGUAUUAAAGUAUAUAUUAUUUAUGUAUUAUACAGCUUUUUGUUUGAUGCAUCUGUAGGGACAGAACUCAUUUUGUGCAUGUUGUCAAAUGUAUAUUUGAAUUAUAUUUCUGUGAGUGUUGCAUUGUUUUAACUUUCAUGUAACUGUUCACACACUAAGGAUGCCCUCAAAAGCUCCAGUUGUAUUGACACACCUUCUCCAGCGAGAUUUGCCUCAAGGAGAAAUGGUGAUGGUUAUGUGGACCAAUUAUUUACCUGUGGGUAGAAAAGCCAUAGGGUGCAUGGCUGUGUACUGCACAGUUAUGAUUAAAUUUGCAGCACAAGAGGAAAUCAUAGUUAGCCUUUGUGGAACUGCAAAGUUUGAGACAUCUUUUGUUUAUUUGGUCAAUUUUUUCUUGUACUUUUUGACAUAUGUGUCAUACACUGCCUUUCUCAGAUCAGUUCUAAAGAAUGGGCCUUGCCAAAACUUCUUUUCUAACCAUUUUUUGAUGUUUUUUUCUUUUCAAAUGUACAUUUUAUUUUUGCUGCUUCUUUCAUUCAAAUCCAUGGGAGAAUUUGCACUUAGCUGUAUAGGCAUAACUGUAUAUUUAGGGGACCAAGCUUGGAACGCUAUUGUUUUUGUUAGGUUUUUUUUUUUGUUCUUGUUCUUAUUAUUGUUGUUCUUCUUCUUCACUAAAACUGAUAGUGCAGACCAAAUCAUAGGUCCUACAGGCAUGAAACUGGGUAGGACGUUCUACUCCCUCCUGCUACUCAGGCAAGAGAGAUGAGCCCAAUUGGCCUAAUGGUGAUGCUAUAGCGAAGUGUUUUACUUUUUCCCUCGUAUCUCUGAUACUGAAUGACCUCGUGUUCUCUGAACAUAAAAGCUCCAUCCAGAUAGAUUUUUUUGUUAAUUUGCAUAAUAUGCCAAACCUACUUUUGAGAAUUUGUCCUAGGAUUUUUUUUCCUAUCUUCACAAUUUUGGUGUCAAACCACUCAUCAGAGUGAGACUCAAUAAUUAUCAAAAGCAUGUUGACAUUUGUAAACAAUAUGGCUGCCACAUCAAUCAAUUCAAAUGAGGCAAAGCCUAAUUUACUUUAUCAUUGAAAUAUUGCCACCAAAUUUGGUAGUUAGGUCCCAUAUCCCACCCUCUACCCAAGCAAAUGAAAGAGCCAUACCCAGCAGAAGGGGGCACUAUAAUAAAUGAAUUUAGCUUUUUGGUUUAUAUCUUCACAAAUGUAGGAAAUAGAGUAAAAUGUGUUAUAUCAGCAGAAUUCCUUGGUCUGCCUUCAUCUUUUAUGGUUUAAUUACUUUUUUAGCUGAUAUACUUUCUGCUGAGGCACACAGAUGGUAGGGUCAGAAUUUGGUGCCAACAGUAUUAAUCUAUGGACCCAGCCUGCCUUGUGUCAACAGUCUGGUGGAGGUGGUGUAAUGGUGUGGGGAAUGUUUCCUUGGCACACUUUUGGUCCGUUAAUACCAAUCAUCGCUUGAAUACCACAGACUGUUUGGGUAUUAUUGCUGACCAUGUGCAUCCCUUCAUGGCUACAGUUUGGGCACUAACCCCUAACCUGUCCCCAAAAUCUGCACUUGCACCUGCUCUUACACCUCUACUCUCUGCAUUUUGCUCCUCUAGCACUCGAUUAAAAAUCUUGUAUGGUAGCACUACUUACAUUGUAUGUAUAUUAUGUAUUUCCUCAUUUGUAAGUCGCUUUGGAUGAAAGCAUCUGCUAAAUGAAUAAAUGUAAAUGUUUAAAGGGGCUGGGGUACCUUUAAGUGGACUUGACUGGAUUGACCAAUCAGAACGCACCAUUCACGAGCACUGAACUCAGCGCUACUCUGAGAGAAUCCUAGACUUCAAGAACAGCCGAGUGCGGAGUUCAUGUUCGUUAUGUUUAUUUAGUUGGUUGGUUAGUUUACUUGCCUUCAGUAAAGUAUAUUGUUCGUGUAUAUUACCACGGCUAUGAAUGAAGGCAGAAUAGAAUCUGAUGAACUGAGGGAGAUUUUUCUCCUGCUGACUCAUUCAUCCCAGACCCAAUCACCUGCUUCUAACAGUUUUAGUCCUGACACUGAUGACAGUCCUCACAUCCCAUUGUCUGACCGGUUUGAACUCCUUUUGGAGUUGGCCUUCCUCUCUCUACAGCUGAAAGAGCAGUUCAUAGCUGAGGAAUGUGUAAAGGAGCUAAAGAUCAUUGAUGGCACUGCUGUGGGGCAGCAUAUCAUGGUGGAGUGUGUUGCGUGUGAACUGGCCUUUAGUAAACAGAGCAUUGAGGACUACACCAAAAGCAGUGUGGAGGCCCAGUUAAGCAUAGUAAGCCGUUUGGAAGCAUUGCUCCUCAGGGCAGUGAGAGAGGGAGAUGCUCAGGUGACGCAGAGUGUGUGUGCUGCUCUGUGGAACAGCUGCUUACCUCUCCUCCAGCAUAGUCUCCGGAAGAACCUCAAAAGCCCUCUGCUCACUCUCUCACAAGCCCUAGAAAACAUCAAUAGCAUGUCGUUGGACAUGCGAUGUCAGAUCCAUGCUGAGCUGGCUGCUGUAGAGGAGGAAGCGGAGAGGUUGGAGCCUGCAGUACAACACCUCCAUGCAGCCCUGGGCCUGGAUGAGAGUGGCCAGUUCCAACAGCGUCUAUCCUUCUCCCUUCACCUCCUUCAGCUGCGCAGCAAACCUUACAGCACUCCUACACGCCCAGAGGACCAGGCAGCCAUGCUCAUUCAACAGACAAAAGAGCGGGUUGGUGAUGAGCCAGCAAAGAAAUGGCGCCCCACACUGGUUAGUGCUGGUAUUGCUUUGGCACCUGACACCUUCCAGAUGGUCCUAGAUGCAGACAGCACAGCUAAAGGUAGCAGACUACAGGACAAUGUGGAGCAACUUGCUGCUAAGGCCAAGCACUACAGGACCUGUGUACAAAAAGCAGAAUGUCAUCUUGCCAGGCUGGAGAGAGACACCAAUGACAGAGAGAGGAUGAGACUAUGGGCAUCCCUAGUCAAGGCUGCACGGAAACAGGAGUUGUGGGAUGUGUGCAGGGCAGCUUGCCGCUUCUGUCUGCUUUAUGAUGACAAGAGAUGGAAAAUCGAGUGUAAACAGAUGUACAAAGAAGAGAGUGGAGAGCGAGAGCUGCUGCGUCUGCUGACUGAGGUCCACUUUAUCAAUGCUGAGGCAACUAUUCAUAAACUCCGCUCUGAGGGAGUAGAACUCAAUGACUCACCUGUCCCGCCUGCUAAGAGAGGAGUGUCCACACUUGAUAUCCACACUGAGAAUGACCCUCAGUGGACUCUUUACAGUGACUGGAUUCAAGAGAUGUCAGUCUAUGCUACGGGUAAUUUCCUGCGAGGAGCAGAACUCGGGGCAGAGCUGCAGGAGCCAUGGCUGGUGGUUAAUGCGGCCGUGUACCUGUGGAACUAUAAUAACCACAUUCUUGCCACAAAGGGGCAGGACAGGCUUGUACCCACAUUCAGCCAAUUGGUGGAGCUACUCAGACAGACAGGCCAUGCAGGGGAAGUGGUGCUGCUUGUCCUGUUGUGCGAUGCUGUGGCACAGGGUAUCAUCCAACCUUGGUGCGGGACAUCUGGACAGACCAGUCAGGAGGUAAAGCACCCUCAGGCUCAAGCUGACAACACUAAGAAAAAUGGAAAGAAAGGAAUGGAGAAAUCAGGCUCCACUCCUGCCAUUCCCCUGGAGGAAUCUGCUUUGCAGGACAUCAAGAAGGCUCUGCAGAUGUGUGACUAUGCUCUGCAUCUGUCCAAUGAGAAUGAUGAGACAGUGCCCAUCAUGGUUCGAAAGCAGCUUCUUAGCACAUGGGUAAAUACCAAAUGCCUGUUGCAACAGCAGAUCGGACAGAACCUCGACAUUGAUAAUGAGUGUAAAAACGAGGCAGUGAAGGCCAUGUCACGUGUACUGGUUGGAGUGGAGAUGAUGCGGUGUAAUACUAACCAUGGACUGAUGGAGUUCUCUGUGCCCAGUCUUACAAUGCUCGUGCAAAUAGCAUCUGACUGUAAAUGGUCUGAUCCUGUGGUGGAGCUUUAUGCAUGGUCUCAGCUUGCUCACUUUGCCCAUCGGAGCGCUGAUCAUGACCUUGUUAUGAUUUGCACCCAGAAUGCACUUCAGCUGGAUCAGACUGCCAUCCAUAAGGCAAAAAUCUCAGUGUGCAACCUGUACAGCGUGAAAGCAGUGCAGGAGCUGCUGAGCAGUGCUGCAUGUUUGAGAGGACUGAGCAUGCUUCAUAAGUCCUGUGGCCAUCCUGCCAAGUACACAGAGGCUCUUGCUGUGCUCCAGACUAGCAUCAGCUAUGCUGAACAGGCAGGUAGCUGGUCUCUCUGUGGGACUGCAGCAAGGCAUUACUGGAACUCAUGCCUCCCUCUCUUGGACACUCCUGAGCAGAGACAGCAGCUCCAAAAACCACUGGAGCUUAUUGUGAAGGCUCUAACCCGCACCUACCCUCAACCAGCCAGCGUGAGAAAUAGAGUAAUGAAUGCUCAGAAGGAAAGACAAACAGGAUCUGCAACCUCAGCACUGGACUCUAACAGUACAGCUGAAGGUGACCUGGCAGUGAGAGCAGCCAUGUACAAUGUGAUGUUCCAAAUCCAUGUAGACAAUGGUAAUUUGAGGAGUGGCCUGCAGGUCCUGGAUCAGGCCAUCAGAGAGAUGCCCCGCAGCCCUCACAGACUUAACCUCUAUAAGCAGCGGGUACUGGUGAAGGCUCAGCUAGGGGAGAGCAUUGAGCUGGACAUGCACAAGUUUGCAGAGUAUGGAGACGUGGCCUGUGCUAUGAUGUGGCAUCAUGUGGCUCUGUCUACCAGAGACACACAGCAAAAAAUGCACUGUUAUCAGAACGCAAUCGAUAAAUUACAUAGUGCUGAUAGUCAGUGGCAGAAGGUAGAUUUACUACUGGAAUUUGCAGAGUGGCUGUACUCUAAUAAUUUCCCUGUGACUGAUGCACAGCUGCAGACCCAGUUGGCCAUCGACAUUCUGCUCUCCUCUGGUUUGGACACCAGUCAGAGUGACAGGAACCGAGAGACCCCUGGUCAGGCAGAUGCCCCAGUCAGCAGUCCGUCUCAGCUGAGUGUACAGGCUCCAACUUCUGUGCCGACUCAAACUGAGCUGAAUGAUGUGCGCACUCUAGAUAUCCUGGUGCAAGCACACACACUAAUGGCUCUCAUGGAGUCCAGAGUAUCUGCCAAGCACCAGCAGUACCUGUUUCAAGCUUAUCACUAUGUUGUGAAGAUCUGGCAGGUGUCCAUGGAAACGGCUCAGGAAGUCAUCAAAGAUGUGUUAAAGAAUUCUGAUGUUCUGUCUCAGCCUGUGUUAGCAGAUAGCCCCAAAAAAGACAAGGAAAAAGAGAAAGAAAAAGAGAAAAGCUUAAAGUCUAAAGAGCCUUCAACCGUUCAGAAGAAGCCCAAGGUCCCAGGUUUGGACACAUCUUUUCCUUUAAGCCCAGAGAAAUGGGCUCAAUUUGAGUGCCCUGAAGAGUUUCGGCAGGCUUUCAAACAUGACCGUGGCCCUUGCUCCAUCAACAGCCACAGUAUCAGCAUGCAGAGCCGGACUUUCUUCUAUCUAGAUGUCCUGGUGAAAGAGCUGGAAUCCAUCUCUCUGACUCUGCUGACCCUACCUCCUUUGCAUCUGGCUGAGGUCAUUGCUCAUGAUCUCUCACUCAGCAAGAGCCAUUCUGACCUUUACCGCCUUAGGAUAGUGAAGACCUGUUGUGAACUGGGGCUUGACUCUACAUCACCCUACAAAGAAGCAUUACUGAGCUUUGCUCAUAUUCCUGAGGAUGAGCAAAUUUUAUGUCGAAAGACAGUUGCUCUCGAAAGGGAAAGAACAGGACCUCAUACAGAGGCUGAAGUGAACAAGACACAGGAGACAGCACCUCCUUGCAGUGUGUGGGGUGUAGCUAGAGGCAGCAUGUGCAGGAAGAGGCUGAGUGGAUGUGCUGUGCAGGAGCUGUGGCUGGACAAGGCUGCUGUGUGCAUCAGUAUGGGCCUGUACCAGCCUGCUAGAAGUCUGUUAGCUGAGGCUCACCUGGUGGCCAAUGAACUUGGAGACCAAACCACACUGGCUAAGAGUUUUUACCUGUUGGCUUUUCUGGCCAGUCAGGAGCAGCAGCUUGGCCAGGCUCUUGCUUUAUUGGAGCAGGCUCAGGAGAUUGGCGGGGAUGAGGACUUCUGGUACAACCUCAUUCGGUGCCUCUUGAACACCACAGCACAGCUUGAUGGAGAUGACGUUUACACACAGGUCUGUCAGAUCACAGACACAGCCCUAAGAGUCUUUAGGUCUGCUCAAGAGCAAAAACUGAAUCGAGGCCCAGUCCUCCACUUCUAUAUUGCGUCACUGCAGGCCAAAGGUGCAGUUCUGUGUCGUCAGUCUCUGAGGGUCACUUGUCCUGGUCACAGUGUUAGUGCUGAGACAAUGAAGAAGCUGAAUGCAGUGUGUGACACUCUGAAAGACAGUGCUGCAGCAUUACGCCAACAUGGCUAUAAGACCCAUGCUGCAGAGACGGCCCUAGAGCAGGCAAACACUCUGAGAAUGCUGGCCAUGCUCACUUCCAUAAAAGAAGAGAAACAGCAGCACUUGCUUGAUGCCCUCUCACUCACACAGCAGGCUGUAUCCCUUCAGGAGGAAGUACUUUCCAGUUGCCUCAGACUUCUCCCAACUCAAGAGGGUGGGUGGUGUAGGCUGCCUGCCAUGCGUGUGUCUGUGCGCUUUAGGCUAGCUCUGGCUGACCUUGGUUUGUUGAUUCUGGAGAUGCAAUGUGAGGUGGAGAAGGUCCAAGCAACAAUCCGGAGCAAGAUGAGUUCCACUGAGCGAGCUGUGGAUGACUAUAUGAGGAGCAGCUUAGACCUUAAUGCUCUACAGAGGGAAUGGCUAACCAUAGGUCAGUCUGUGGGUCAGCUGACCUUUACCCAGCUGACUGUGGUCCAGUCUCUCAUGAAGGACUGUGUUGAAACCAGAGUACAGACGCUUGGCAUGCUGGGAAAGUGCUUGAGGCUGUUAGCGCUGCAGAGAGAUCCACUCUACCCCACCUCUGUGUGGGACAAACCAACCAUGGUGGAAAACGGAGCAGAGGGAAAGGAAAAGGAAGAUGAAAAAGAGGAGAGUAGCAGAGUAGCGGAAGGGCGCGUAACACGGAGACAAAACACUAUUAAAAGUGACGAAGUGCAGAACAACAGAAAGGCUGUGCAGCAGAUGUUGGUGCAGGCCAGUGAAACUCUAACUGAGGCUUUGAGUCUUGGGCUGCAGCAAAACCUGCCUGAGCUGCUCUCACAUAUCUGCGAGGAGCUGCUGGAGUCUCACAGCCAGUAUGACCCAGCUGCCUUAGGCCAAUACCUCGCACUGCUACAGAGCUGUGUGUGCUGUACUGAGAUGUCCAGAGUGUUAGGUGCUGCCUGUUGGGACAGCAGGCAGUCUCAGGUGGCUGCUCUUCUGGGUCUACAGAAAAGAGUGAAGUUCUCUCAACCCAGCCGCAGCAGCCUGAUUUCAGCCAUUGACCACUCACUCCACAUACUGUCCAAGGCCUACCAGCACCUGAUUAUAAACCCUAACCACAUGAGCUUCCUGGGAGAACUGCCACCAAAUCUCAAAAUCCUGCUGUUGCAGCAUACUAAAGAUGGUUCAGUGCUGUAUGGGGCUUUUUAUGAAAAAUCAAAAUCCACUGAAAGUCAGAAAGUUAAGAGUAUGCAGACAACAGGUGGGUUAGUGUGCUCCAGAAUGGCCAAGGCCCGGGUGCAGCCUUCUGUCCUGCUCCAACUCCAAGAUCAAGCCCAAGCCUUUCGACAAUUCGCUGCACAAACCAUGAUCAGAGAGUCCUGCUGGCUCAGAAAUGCUAUGCAGACUGAGGAUUACACACAGCUGAAACACAACACAGACCAAGAGUUAAGGGAGCAUUUUCAAGCUGUAGUUAAAGGAAUGGAGGACUAUCUGCAUCCUAUCCUCUCUCAGUUUGACUUCUCAUGUUUAAGCCAGUGCCCUCAAUCAAUAGUCAUCGACGAGGCAACCCGGCCCAAAGAUAAAGAAGAGCAAGAGGCUACAGAUAAAGCUUUGCCUGAGUAUGGCGAGUGUGUAGUGGUGUUAGCAGACACUAUGUUGCUGGAGUUGCCAUUAGAAGCUCUCACUGUUCUGCAGGGAAGUGGAAUCAGCUCCAUCUCACGGGAUUUCUCCUUGCAGGUCUUUCACACACGUCUCCACAGAGACGAGCAAGUUGAAAGUGACAACAAAAAAGAGAGAAAAAGUGCAACGGCAGCUAAAGGAAAAGGAGAUCAAAGCAAAGCCAUCAAAGUGGCACCCGUGAACCGUGUCUUACCUGCCCACACUCUUUCAGUGGACUCGCACAAGUUCAAAUAUAUUGUUGAUCCACACAGUGAUGGGGGAGAUAGCAGGAGCAGUCCACCAGAGACCAUGAGAAAGAUUCUAGACAUGUACUCAGAACAGUUCACAGCUCACUGGGAAGGAGUCAUAGGAAGUGAGCAGCCCUGCAGUCCUCAAGAUGUGGAGCAUCUGCUGACUAACUGCAGUUCCUUUAUCUUCUACGGUCGAGAACCCCUUUUCACCCACAUCUCUCCUGACAGACUGGCCAACAUCAAUCUGAGUGAAUGCCAGUUGGCUAUCAUCCUUGGCUUGGUUCAUAACAGCCCUAGUAUGUGGCAUCAGUCUCAACGGGAUAUUCAGAAGAGUAAGACCCACCUUCCUCUGGAGACUCCUUUAGAGUGUGUUCUUCUGCUCACCCUCAGUGGAGUUCACUCCAUAAUGCUCAACCAGUGGUCCAGCAGCACCAAGACUAAUGCACACACCUUGGAAGCUACCUUGGAAAAUCUCCUGAAAACAGGACUGACAUCUGGUCAGGCUGUCCAUACUUUGAGAGCAUCUUUGGCCCAGAGAGAGCCUGAAUGUGCUCGGAAUGAGGAUGCUGUACCAGGCUGGAAUUCACCCUCUGCUUUCAACUUCAUCAUCUAUGGAUUACCUAAUUUAAUUGUUAUCUGAACGCAUGGGACAUUUUCACAUACACCAUUGCAAAGAAUGUUGAAAAUAAUUCAGUAAUAUUACUGUCCCAUGCUCAAAUAUUGACAGAUAUCAUACCUAAUACCUACUUGAAGCAGUAACAAUGUCCUGGAUUGUUUAGCUUUUUUCUAUGUUUAACAUAAUACAACCUGCUGUCUGUUUUAUUGCUCUUAAUAAAAAUUCAUUUACAAUAGGCUUUGGCUCCACACAACACUGGAGGAAGUGAAAACAUUUAUUUUAAGUGCCUAUGUCCUGUCCAAGGGGUUCUAGGAGAUGCUUGGGCUGGUUGAAUUUAAAGGAAUAAAGACGUUUACAUAUGGAUUUACUACAUUUGUUUAAAAAAGAUGGGUUUGUUGCUGUGGUCUGGAAGCAUGUGGGUUAUAAUGUUACCCCUCUCAAUAAAAUCAAGUAUUAAUUAGCCAUUUAGUAUAAAAGAUUAAGAACUUUUUCACCUUCCAGCACAAUAAUCACCAAAACAUGAAUCCAAGUCAGCAAAGGAAUGGCUUUAGAAGAAGGAGAUCAACAUCUUGGAAUGGCCCAGUCAGAGCCCAGGUCUAAAUCCUAUUAAAAACCCAUGCACAGGAGGUUUUUCGCUUGUAAUUUGAUCUGGAGCAUUUUGCUAAGAAGAGUGGUAUAAAAUUGCCAAUCAAGAUGUGCAUAGUUGGUAGGCUCUUAUCCAAAAGACG